Messenger RNA from Pseudomyrmex gracilis, 1056 nucleotides. RefSeq names its product biogenesis of lysosome-related organelles complex 1 subunit 1 (gene Blos1). NCBI's taxonomy places the organism in Eukaryota, Metazoa, Arthropoda, Insecta, Hymenoptera, Formicidae. The transcript is spliced from 5 exons. Gene Ontology annotation, biological process: endosomal transport. The coding region runs from base 491 to 877 and encodes 128 amino acids. Gene Ontology annotation, cellular component: BLOC-1 complex. The record is from RefSeq and is a predicted model, not a curated record.
UUAUCGCGACAUAGAAAACCAACGUCAUUGUAAGAUGAUGUGUUACGAUCGGAGUUAUAUAAUAUUGACACCCCUCGCAUCGAACAUAUGCUGCGAUCGGCAAUCGCGAUAAGAAGACGCGUGUGUCGCACACGCGGAAUCGCCAAAAGCCGCGUUAUCUUUAGUUCAAUUUUUUUCGAUUCGAUCGAAUUUGUUUAAAUUCCCAUCCGCGUCUUCUCCAAUUGAUAACCGCGUAGUAAUUUGCAAUUUACCAGCGUAUUGCGCACACGUGCGUUCGCGACAAGGUCCUCUUCGUGUUUUGCCACGUCGAGCAACGAAUCAAAUUGUAAACAAUUUUUCCUCUUAACCUCCUUCUCCCCCACUUUGUAUCUUGAUUACAUUGAUGAAUGGUGGAUGAGUGAUAAAAAAAAAAAAAAAUCCUGAAACAGAGGAAAAACCUUCAGUUUUAUCUCCGCACCGAUAAGCUUUUUAUCAAAAAAAUUUAUCAACAAUGCUAUCGACAAUUGUGAAAGAACAUCAAAGCAAACAAGCGGCAAGAAAGGAAAGACAAGAACAAAAACGAAAGGAAGCUGUUCAAGCUGCAAACAAUUUGACGCAAGCUCUUGUCGAUCACCUGAAUGUUGGGGUGGCUCAAGCGUAUUUAAAUCAGAAGAAACUGGACGCGGAAGCAAAACAACUGCAAAAUAGCGCGACCAAUUUUGCCAAACAAACGCAAUUGUGGUUAAAUCUGGUGGAAUCUUUUUCGAGUUCUUUGAAAGAGAUCGGAGAUGCGGAAAACUGGGCACGUAGCAUAGAAGGAGAUAUGAGAACGAUAGCUACUGCUCUAGAAUAUUCUUACAAAGCUACGCAAGAGAAUCAAAAUGUGAGUAAUGUUUGAGGGGAUGAUAUUUUUAAUGUUUCUUUUUUUUUGAUAAUUUUCAACAUUUAGUGUAUUCUGUGAUAUACGAAAUAAUACAUUGAAAUUCAAAGUUGUUGCGACUUAAGAGGGUACUGGAUACCGACUAUAGAGACCUGUGAACCGACGUUUUUAAUAAUCUAAAUUUCUUUAUUUUUUAA